AUGCAUGUAAUCAUACUUGGGAAAAGUGCAGCUAAUGAGAGUUCUGAUGUUAAGGGCAUAAUAGGAGUUAUUAUAGAUAGCAGUUCUCGCAUAGGCCAAGAGCAUGCAGUGGCUAUAAAUCUGGCAUUGGAAGACUUUUAUCAAAAAAACAAUCUGAGUUUCGCUCUGCAUAUAAGAAGCUCUCAAGGAGAUCCUCUUUUGGCAGUUAUUGCAGCGAGGGAUCUCAUUAAUAAUCAAAAGGUGCAAGCAAUCAUUGGACCACAAACAUGGGCUGAGACAUCUUUAGUGGCUGAAGUCUGUAGCCAAAAGAGCAUACCCCUCCUUUCUCUAGCAGAUACAACUCCAGAAUGGGCAAUGCGGAAGUGGCACUUCCUGCUUCAAUCCUCACCUAGCCAAAUUAUGCAGAUGAAAGCUAUAGCUGAGAUUGUGAAGUCUUGGGAACUCUAUAAUGUUAGCAUGAUAUAUGAAGAUGGAGACUCAUCAUUUACUGAAGUUUUAUCUCAGCUCUCUGGAGCUCUUACAGAAGUUGGCACAAAAUUAAACAAUGUUCUAGCAAUUGCACCUCUAGUUUCUUCUUCUCUGUUCCAACAACUUGAGAAGCUAAGAGAAGGACAGUGUAGAGUCUUCAUUGUCCAUUUGUCUUUUCCUUUGACCCAACACCUGUUUGAAACUGCAAAAAAAAUGAAAAUGAUGGGGGAAGGUAAUGUAUGGAUUACCACUAGUACCUUUACAAGCCUUGUUCAUUCCUUGAAUCCAUCCUCUAUCUCCAAUCUAAAAGGGAUCAUUGGAGUGAAGAGCUAUAUGCCAAAUCUAUGGUACCAACAUGUAAACAUCUACCAUAGAUUUUGGAAAAAAUUUUGCUCAGAGAAUUUUGAAGAGUUUAAUUGUGAGCCUGGGAUCUUUGCAGCCCAGGCUUAUGAUGUUGCAUGGAUUGUGGUUCAGGCAAUGAGAGAAACCAACCAAGGACAGGGUCAAGUAUUACUAGAUAAGAUUUUACUAAGUAAUUUUACUGGCUUAAGUGGAAAAAUUCAGUUCACUGACCAUAAAAUACCUCCAGCACAUACUUAUCAAAUCAUUUAUGUGAUUGGAAGGAGCUACAAGGAAAUUGGGUUCUGGUCAUAUGGGCUUGGUUUCUCAAAAUCUUUGGAUCAAAAUGCUUUUUACAAUUCUUCGUAUGUCAAUGUUAUUGAAGACCGUUCUAAAAAUGUUACAUCCUUCAAUGGAUUUUCCCUAAAGCUUUUCGAUGAAACAGUAAAAAGGUUACCAUACCAUCUAGAAUAUGAUUAUUUUGCCUCUAAUGACACAUAUGAUGACCUGGUGAAGCAAGUAUAUUGGAAGAAAUAUGAUGCAGUUGUUGGUGAUGUAUCGAUAGUGUCCGCACGUUAUGAAUAUGCUUCAUUCACUCAGCCCUAUACUGAUACAGGACUGGUGAUGAUUGUUCCUGUUAAAUCAAAGACACGCAAUAGAACAUGGCUAUUCCUGAAGCCUUUCACAAUGCACAUGUGGAUUCUAAUAUUGGUCAUCAUUUUCUAUAAUGGCUUUGUUGUAUGGUUGAUUGAAAGAAACCACUGCCCUGAACUUAAGGGCCCUAUUCUGCAUCAAACCACAACGGUGCUGUGGUUGGCUUUCUGUUCUAUGUUCUCUUUGAAUGGGGGCAGGUUGCAUAGCAAUUUAUCAAGGUUGGCAAUGGUGGUCUGGCUUUUUGUGGCUCUAAUCAUUUCAGAGACUUACACUGCUAACCUUGCCAGCAUGUUGACUGUUGAACAGUUUGAACCAACAGUUGACAGCCUUCAAAAGCUAAAGAAAAGCAAUGCCACGGUAGGAUGUGAUACAGGAUCCUACUGUGAAAGAUAUCUCCAAGAUGCAUUGGGCAUGAAUGCAAAAAACAACAAGCCAUUUGAUUCACAGGAGAGCUAUGCUGAUGCCCUAAAAAAGAAAGAAAUAGCAGCUGUCUUCAUUGAUGUUCCUGGGUCCAAACUUUUCCUUGCAAAGCACUGUAAAGGGUUUGUUCAAGCAGGGCCUACAUACAAGAUUGGAGGAUAUGGAUUUGUAUUUCCAAAGGGAUCUCCGUUGCUUCAUAGUGUAAACAGAGCACUACUGGACAUAUCUGAAGAUGGCACCAUACGUAAUCUAGAGAACACUAUGCUUGCAUCAGAGGAAUGUAAAGACAUAAGUCACACGGAUGGAGAAACUACUAGUGUUAGCCCUGCAAGCUUCAUGGUGCUCUUCAUCCUAACUGGAGGCACUUCAACAAUUGCUCUCUUAAGCUACAUAUUUUCAGUGAAUUGUUUAUGA
Molecule: messenger RNA, 2295 nt
Organism: Cajanus cajan (pigeon pea)
Lineage: Eukaryota; Viridiplantae; Streptophyta; Magnoliopsida; Fabales; Fabaceae
Source: RefSeq, a predicted model, not a curated record